UUAGUUACCAGUAGACAUAUGAGCUUAUUUCUCUAAAAUUCCUUCUGCAGAAUUGGCAAAGAUCAGACAAAAAGGGGAAAAUGUCUACAGAUGAGCUGCUUCGAAAAUCUGUCACCUUGUCACCAGACCCAGCAACUUACUGGCCGAAGCCGUCUUCUGAAAGGACACAGGACAUUUCACAUUUACUAACGAGUCUCUUCAAAGACCUGUACACUGGUGAAGUAAUUGGAAAAGAUACAGGAGCCAACUUGAUACGAAGUGGAGGAGGAGACAAUCCUUACCACCAGAAGUUUGUAGAGGACCUGCAACAGAUUCGAGCUGAAUACGAGCACCGAAUGGCAGAGGCUGACAUGGUGGAAAAACACAUCAUCGAGGCUCGAGCUCGAGCUGCCGCGGAAGAAGAAAGGAUUCUUAGAGCAGUAAAGAAUGAUGCUGGGGAGAGAUUCCAAACUCUAGGUUUACCCCCUGUGGACUCAUAUUUUAGAUGGUGCGUAGACAGCAAUAUUCUAAGGAAGCAUAAGUUAAUCUGUCCUGACGAUUACAUAACAGAUAUACGCCCCCUCACCAAGGCACCUAAAGGUCAACCUGAGCCUUCACAUUGCAGAGAGACAUUCAGCUUCAAUCAGCGCAUUUCCAGAAGUCCUGUAGAUGAUGGUUACACAGAGUUCCCAAUGUCAGAGAGUAAAGAGUUUACAUUAGAUGAUUCUCUAUCUGACUUAACAUUAUCGUCAACAUCAGAUGUUCUAGAGCGAAGUAAGAAGAGACCAAGUAAGAAAUCUACGCCAGCUAAACAGGUCUCGUGGAAGGAGGGAAUGAGCGCCGAAGAAAGGGAACAACAACGAUCCCAGUUGGCUCAGUUAGAAAAAAGGCACAAUUUCCUGAGAAACCCUCGAUUUCUCCCACCGCACAGUAUGCACGGAGGACGAUCUCUUAUUGUUUCCACCAAGAAAACCGAAAGAACAAUAUCGGGAAGGAAAAUAGUGGUUGAAGCAAAUGACCCACAGGAACCAGUGCCAAUAUUUCUCGCCAACCCACCAGUGGUCUUCUUUCCCGAUUAUGAAGUUGGACAGAUUUAUGAGAUGACUAUUGAGCUUCGAAACAUGACUGCGUCCAGUCGCCAUGUGAGAGUGAUCCCUCCAUCCACCCCUUACUUCUCUAUCGGCCUGGGGAAGUUUCCAGGAGAGGGUGGGAUAGUUGCACCAGGCAUGAGCUGCCAUUACACCAUUCGCUUUGUUCCGGAUUCCCUGGCAGAUUUCGAGGAUUAUAUACUGGUCGAGACCCAAGCACCAUAUCCUGUUUUGGUUCCCAUAGAAGCAAGACGAGCACCUCCUGCACUAACCUUACCCCACACUUUAGACUGUGGCCCCUGCUUGGUGGGAGGAGUUAAGGUCAUGGAGUGGAUCUGCCGCAACGAUGGGAUGAGCCGUGGACGGUUCUGCAUCAUGCCAAAAAGUGCGUGGCCUCCGGCGAGUUUCAGGAGCGUGGCUACAGGAGGAUUUGUGGAAAAAGGCCCAUUUGGUAUUCAUCCAUCGUUUUUCGAAUUAUAUCCUGGUCAAGAGAUCAUCAUUGAGGUUGUGUUUUUUCCAUCAUCUCCUGAAACGUACAACCAGGUUUUUACCAUUGCUUGUGAUAACUGCCAGGUCAAAGAUGUCAUACUGGCAGGGUGUGGAGAGCUGGCAGGGCUGGAAGUAGUGUCGAUAGGUGGAGAGAGCACAGCCGAGGCCGGGGAAAUAACAGAUGUUUCAGCAAAGCACAUGGUACAGUUUCCACCCACAAAUCUGUGUUCCUGUGAGAAGAAAAGUCUGGUUAUCUGGAAUUCCACGCACGUCCCUCUUCCAUUUUACUGGCAGAUAAUAAAACCCAGUUUGCAAACUUUAUUACCCGGAGCAGCUGUUGAUAUGGCCGAGGUCUCAUGCAGUGAAGAGACAACGACAGCAUUUAGCAUUAGCCCAACGGAGGGAGUCAUAGGACCUCACCAAGCGCAUACGUUCUCUGUGACAUACAAACCCACCAAGCUGAUUGAGUAUCACAGUAUUGCUCAGAUGGUUCUCCAGGACGUUCCAGAUCCAUCAAGUGUGGUAAAUCAGCCAGUAAGUCUUUCAACUCUAGAAGCCAGUCUGAAAGAUGCCAUCGUUUUAGAUAUGGACUUUAAAGGCAGCACAGAGGCAUUUAAUAUAUUACUGCUACCCUAUACGAUUAUCUUUCCCGGUGAAGGGUUCAUUGGAACAACCAUGAGAAAGGAAUUUCAGAUGUGGAAUCAUAGCCGCUCUGAUAUUUACUUCAAGUGGGAAAAUGUCACUUCCUGUCACAUCAUUCAGAUUGAACCAAAUAUGGGAAGAAUUGAGCCAAAUGCAUUCUGUCAGUUUGAGUUGAGUUGUACUGGAGGGCAGAUUGGAUUCACCAGCCAGAAAGUCAAGUGUCACAUCAAACAUUCCUCAGAGCCGGUCAUCCUUGGUGUCGAGGCCACUUUUAAGGGUCCUGUUGUCACUAUAGAUGUUCCAUCACUGGAUUUAGGUCUUAUAAAGUUGGGCAAUAAGGCAGUCAGCAUCAUUACUAUAGUGAACAACAGCUCGCUGGUAGCAAAAUGGGGAAUGCAGGAGAGCAGAGCGUGUAUUUCUGAAAGAGGAGAGGAGGAAUCACCGUUUUCUAUCACUCCGGGGAAGGGGGAAUUGCCCCCUCUUGGAACAGCCAAACUGAAAGUCCUGUUCCAGCCACUGGCGUGUCAGAGAUUAGAGACCACCCUGCAGCUGGAGGUGGAAAAUGGGGAAGCCAGUUAUCUGCCUGUUUCAGCCAGCGUUCAGCUUCCUCAGGCCUGCCUCCUCUCUAGUUUGUUGCAAUUCACGGACAUGUAUGUGGGUGUACCAGCACAGGGCGCUGUAAAGAUUUUUAACCAGGGACAUCUGCCAGCAAAGUUCACCUGGGGAGAGCUAACUGGGAGCCAUGCCAUCCACUGUUCCUCCUCAAUCUCACCAGCAAGUGGCACAUUAGGACCAAAUGAAGAAAUGGAGCUGCGUGUGGAUCUGACUGUAAAUUCCCUGGAUGAAUUGAGCAAUCUGGCUUUUCAAUGCACUAUUGAAGACAUGGUGGAUCCUCUUGUUUUGACAAUGAAAGCCAAGGCUCAGGGACUACACGUAUCCUAUUCGUUGUUUGAUGAAGAUGAGACUUUGCCUGGGAGAUCGUCUGAGGAGCUGCUGUUGGAUUUCGGGUCGGAGGUUGUUCUGCAGAACAAAGUACAACGAAAGCUGGUCCUGACCAAUCACACGGGGAUAUCAGCACCAUUCUCAUUGGAAGCUGCAUUUUUCAACGGCUGCCCAGUCGUAAAAGAACAUAGCUUAUCUCUCACGACUCUCAUACAGCGGACAGCUCGAUUUACAGAACUGGCAGCUAACCGGGCCCAGAAAGAGUUUAUGGCGUCAAUAUUAUCUGAUGGGAAAGGAGCAGCGUUCAUCCCUCAGCCCAUUUCUGGUACGUUGGGAGCGUUUCAGCAGGUGACCAUUGAAGUGACCGCAUAUAAUAACCUGUGGGGAGAGUACACGGAUCACUUGAUCUGCAAGGUUAGUGACCUAACACCAAAGGAAAUACCAAUGAAGAUGAUUGUGAAAGGAUGUCCUAUUUAUUUCCAAAUGACAGGUCCAAGGGCAGACAGACAGACAGAAGGCCCCAUCAUAAGAUUUGGAACCCACAUGUCUGGUGGAGACACUAUCUCCCGAUGCUUGCGGAUCAAUAACCCGAGUCCAUGUGAUAUUCGGAUAGAUUGGGAAACUUACAACAGAGAACAAGAUACUUCUCAGCUCGUAGACCUCGUGGUUCUCUUUGGGGAUCCUUUUCCAUUGAAGGAUAUAGAUGGGAAUGAAAUAGUCGGCCGCAGAUCUGAGUUUUCAGAAAGCCGGGAUUCUUCCAUAAACUGGGAUCAAAUUCCAAAUACAUCAGGAACCAUGUCUCAGGCUUCCAGUGAAAAUGGCAAUUUUCAUGAAGCUCGGGAGCAGGCUGAUACAGACGUUGAAGGAAGCAAUCAAUAUGAUGAAGAAUUAACUCCUGACAAAUUAAUUUCUAUCAUUGUACGACCUCAUGAGGGCAAAGCAUCCGAUUACCCAUACUGCAUCACUCCAAGACAGACGAUUGUUCCUGCAGGGGGCAGCAGUGUCAUCCAUGUUUCGUUCACCCCUUUAAUGCUGUCUGCAGUCAAUAAGAUUGAAUGUAGUGGAUUUGCCCUUGGCUUUCUGAGUUUGGAUGAGAAGUUUGCACAGAUGGUACCAGGGAAGGUAAAGCGCCCACACGGUUAUGAUGUGGAGCCAAUAAAGAUGAAUCUCCAUGCGUUUGUGAAGCCAGCUUUGCUGACUGUAGAAUUAGAAGGUGAUGAUGAUGAGGAUGGCCUGAUGUUUUAUUCAGCAGCAAGUGACCUCAUACCAGAAAAGAUGACAUCAGGGGUUUUAACUGAAUUUUUGUCACUCCAAAACCUGAAGCUGGUAAACUGCACAGAAACUCCCCUAUAUUUCCAUCUGCGUCUGUCUAAACCAUUUGGCAUUUCUGCAAUCGAUAUUAAUAAGAGCAUGAAAACAUCUCAGAGCGACCGUGAAGAGCUUGGAGGUCAGAUGGUUCUGCAGCCACAACAAUACACGCUAGUUAAAGUUUCGUUCUGCACUACGCUGGAGCUAUUGAUGUAUCAGAAAUUACCUGUUGACCAGAUGCCACCAGGAGUCCAGAUGCUGCAAUCAGACAAUGGAGAAAGAAAACUUCAUUUUAACCAACAGCUGGUCAUUGAGUACAGUAACAGCAGUGUCCAGACUGUCCCUGUGAACGCAUUCCUUACGUUGCCGGUUUUACAGCUGUCCAGCCACACUGUGGAUUUUGGAACAUGCUUUAUAGGACAAACAAGGUCACAAGAAGUCGAUCUCUUAAAUAAAAGUGGAUCAAAAAGCUACUGGACUGCCUUAAUGGAUAAACGGGAGCGAUAUCACGAGCAGGAAAUCUUUUCUAUCUCCCCAAGCUGUGGGAUGCUGGAUGCCCACGUGAGCCACACAUCGGCCAGUAAACAGGUGUUAGUGAUCACCUUCACUGCAAGGGCAAACAUAGAAUAUGAAACUACGGUGACAAUUCACGGCAAGUUAGGAGAGCAACCACGAAAACUUUCCAUUAAAGGGCACGGAUCGCGUGAUGAGAAAUACGAAGUUUUAUAUAACUCCUAACAAUUGGCUUCUCACUUCUUCAGUAUUUAUCAAAAAUCACAAGAGAAAAGUUUUAAAUAAAUUGUAUUUUAGGUGUUGUACAUUUUACUUUGUUUUGUUGUUUUUUAGAUUUCUCAAAUUAGUAAACAUAUUAAAUGUUUACCCUGGAGACUUUUCUUGAGUGCAUAAUGUAACUAUGCAAAAUCCAACAGAAAAAAAAAACUGAUCAUUGUUUCUUUUGCUCGGAUUCUUGCUUGCUUACAUUAAAGGGAUACUACAUCAGGCGGAUG
Pelobates fuscus (common spadefoot toad) is the source of this 5455-nucleotide messenger RNA. RefSeq names its product DLEC1 cilia and flagella associated protein (gene DLEC1). Gene Ontology annotation, biological process: negative regulation of cell population proliferation. Bases 81 to 5186 code for a protein of 1701 amino acids. The record is from RefSeq and is a predicted model, not a curated record. Gene Ontology annotation, cellular component: cytoplasm; cilium. The transcript is spliced from 38 exons. Lineage: Eukaryota; Metazoa; Chordata; Amphibia; Anura; Pelobatidae. Gene Ontology annotation, molecular function: tubulin binding.